CGGAGCGCGUGGCGGCCAUUUUGUGGAGAGAGCGCGGGGCCGGCAGCCGCGUCCCGUCUAGUCCCGUCCGGAAGAGCCGCCGCCCGCUGCCGCCGCCAACAUGCUCUCCGCCCGCGUGGCCGCCGCCAUCGCCCGCUCCCUGCCGCGGCAGGCCGGCCUGAUUUCCAGAAAUACCCUGGGUGCAGCAUUUGUUGCUACAAGAAACAUCCAUGCCUCCAAAACAUGUUUUCAGAAAACUGGCACUGCUGAGGUAUCCUCUAUUCUUGAGGAACGUAUUUUGGGAGCUGAUACCUCUGCUGAACUUGAGGAGACUGGCCGCGUGCUCUCAAUCGGUGAUGGUAUUGCCCGUGUGUAUGGUCUAAGAAAUGUUCAAGCAGAAGAAAUGGUUGAAUUUUCUUCUGGACUGAAGGGCAUGUCCUUGAACUUGGAGCCCGACAAUGUUGGUGUUGUCGUGUUUGGUAACGACAGAUUGAUCAAGGAAGGGGAUGUUGUGAAGAGGACUGGUGCCAUUGUGGAUGUUCCAGUUGGGGAAGAGCUGCUGGGCCGUGUUGUAGAUGCCCUGGGCAAUCCCAUUGAUGGGAAGGGUCCUAUUACUUCUAAGACACGUAGGAGAGUUGGCUUAAAGGCUCCUGGGAUCAUUCCCAGGAUCUCUGUACGUGAACCUAUGCAAACCGGUAUUAAAGCUGUGGAUAGCUUGGUGCCAAUUGGCCGUGGCCAGCGCGAGUUGAUCAUUGGUGAUAGGCAGACUGGGAAAACUUCAAUUGCAAUUGACACAAUAAUCAACCAGAAACGAUUUAAUGAUGGAACAGAUGAGAAGAAGAAGCUAUACUGUAUCUAUGUUGCAAUUGGCCAGAAGAGAUCUACUGUUGCUCAGCUGGUGAAGAGGCUCACUGAUGCAGAUGCCAUGAAGUACACUAUUGUGGUUUCUGCCACAGCAUCUGAUGCUGCACCCCUUCAGUAUCUGGCUCCCUACUCGGGCUGCUCCAUGGGGGAGUACUUCAGAGACAAUGGAAAACAUGCUCUUAUCAUCUAUGAUGACUUAUCCAAGCAGGCUGUUGCCUAUCGUCAGAUGUCUCUGCUACUGCGUCGUCCACCUGGUCGUGAGGCUUACCCAGGUGAUGUGUUCUACUUGCACUCCCGUCUGCUGGAGAGAGCGGCUAAAAUGAAUGAUGCCUUUGGAGGUGGCUCUCUGACUGCCUUGCCUGUCAUUGAAACUCAGGCUGGUGAUGUGUCUGCUUACAUUCCAACUAAUGUCAUCUCCAUCACUGAUGGACAGAUUUUCUUGGAAACUGAGCUGUUCUACAAAGGUAUCCGUCCAGCCAUCAACGUUGGUCUGUCUGUAUCCCGUGUAGGCUCUGCUGCUCAGACCAGGGCUAUGAAGCAGGUGGCAGGUACCAUGAAGCUGGAAUUGGCUCAGUAUCGUGAAGUAGCUGCCUUUGCUCAGUUUGGUUCUGAUCUGGAUGCUGCCACACAACAGCUGUUGAAUCGUGGUGUGCGCCUGACAGAGCUCCUCAAGCAAGGACAGUACGUUCCCAUGGCUAUUGAAGAACAAGUUGCAGUCAUCUAUGCUGGUGUAAGAGGUCACUUGGACAAGCUGGAGCCCAGCAAGAUCACUAAAUUUGAGAGUGCUUUCCUAGCUCAUGUUCUGAGCCAGCACCAGGCCCUUCUCUCUACUAUCAGGACUGAAGGGAAGAUCUCUGACCAGACAGAAGCCAAAUUGAAGGAAAUAGUCACAAGUUUCUUGUCUACUUUUGAGGCAUAAACUCACACAGACCAGGCUGUUGUCGUGAUCCCAUGCUGCAGUUCCAUCAAAGAUGUAAAAGUAUGUGUGACUUGAAUGUACAGAUCUCACUGAGAAUAAAAGUUUCCAUGGAAAAAGA
Rhea pennata is the source of this 1880-nucleotide messenger RNA. It is a transcript of the gene ATP5F1A, whose product is annotated as ATP synthase F1 subunit alpha. Gene Ontology annotation, molecular function: ATP binding; proton-transporting ATP synthase activity, rotational mechanism; ADP binding. Bases 101 to 1762 code for a protein of 553 amino acids. Gene Ontology annotation, biological process: proton motive force-driven ATP synthesis; proton transmembrane transport. The record is from RefSeq and is a predicted model, not a curated record. Lineage: Eukaryota; Metazoa; Chordata; Aves; Rheiformes; Rheidae. The transcript is spliced from 12 exons.